AUGCUACUCCGAACGAAAUUGCGACCGAGGGCAUUGCGGCUCACGGCUUACCGCCCGACCCGUUUCAAGUCUGAAAUCCCAUUCCUUCGUAUUGAAGAUGGAACCUUUUACAAGAAAUACCCAACCUCCGAAGACACGUCCAAUCCACCUCUUUUCCCAAACCUGAACUUCACUCUGCCCGCUAUUUAUGUUAACGGUGCAACCAAGGAGGCACCUCCGCAACACUGGGCUAUAAUCGGUCCAGCCGGUCGAACCGACCUCCUGCAUAUCCUCCGCGGCCAACACAUCUGUAUCCCGCCCAAGGCACGUUCAUAUCCGUACCUCCUCACAGACGAGAUCGCCGAAAAAGACCCACGGCUACGCGUGAUUGAAAAUGCGGUCCAAUAUGUUGGUUUCAGCGGCGAGGGCUCGGGGGCCAUUGGAGGGGUCCGUGGCGCAUAUCUCAGUGCUCGCUAUGAGAGUCACCGGGAGGAAACCGACUGGACCGUGCUGCAAUACUUGCGUGGGCAGACCUCCUUGAAUCCGAUGGAGGGCGAUGAAAAUGGCACGCUACAUGAUGAACUCUCUCUCCAGCGGACCAUUGAAAGUCUUGAGCUAGGAAAUCUUCUCCUCUUGCCAGUCUCGAGUCUAAGCAAUGGUCAAACUCGUCGAGCGCGAAUUGCAAAGGCUAUUCUAAGCAAACCAGAGCUAUUGCUUCUUGACGAGCCAUUCAUGGGAUUGGACCCGGUGGCAGUGAGGAAGAUCUCUAACCUUCUUCAUGAAUUAGCGAAGAAGAGCGCCCCGCGGCUCAUUCUAGCUCUGCGCCCCCAGGACAAGGUGCCGGACUGGAUCACACACAUUAUGAUUUUGGGCAAUGACCAUAAGGUUCUCCUGCAAGGGCCAAAGCCAGCUAUCGAAGACACGCUCAAUGUCUGGAGCUACGUCGCAAAUAAAUCUAAGCCGGACUCUUUACCCGACCAGCAAGCGGAAAUAUUGGAGAAAUGUACAGCAGACUUGAAGGCUGGUGUUUUGGACAAAGAACUCCUUGGGGAUUUAGUGGCGCAUACGAAUGAGAUAAAGUCCACAGAAGUCCAUGCACCCUUGGGCGGAGAGCCAGUCAUUGAUAUGGAAGGAGUUCAUGUCAAGUACGGGGAUAAGGUAGUACUCGGUAAUUGGCAACAGAACGUAAAUGGCGAAGCAAAGGAUGGGCUGCAUUGGCGAGUACGUCGGGGGCAACGCUGGGCGAUCCUUGGUCCCAACGGGUCAGGCAAGACAACAUUGCUAUCAAUGGUCACAUCCGACCAUCCGCAAGCGUAUGCACAGCCUGUCAAACUUUUCGGACGAUCCAGGCUUCCGGAGCCUGGCAAACCAGGAAUUUCAAUCUUCGAACUGCAGUCCCGCAUUGGACAUUCAUCACCGGAGAUCCAUGCGUUCUUCCCGCGUCAAUUAUCAAUCCGUGCAGCACUUGAGAGUGCCUUCGCCGAGACCUUCCUGUCAAAGCCGAAGCUGAACAUUCAACGCGAUCAAGAUAUAUCCGCAGUCCUGCAAUUCUUCCAGCCCUAUCUGGAUCCAAAUUACGCCCCGGGCGAGGUACCAAAAAUAUCGACUGCCGGUCUCCCGUCACUCACGAAGCGGACUCACGUCAAGCUAGGUACAUACGCGUUAAUGGAUCACAUUGUUGGAUACGCAGAUGAAAUUCUCUUCAGUGAGCUCACCACCGCACAACAACGCAUUGUGCUUUUCCUCCGGGCCAUCGUCGCCAAGCCGGACAUUGUUAUUCUCGACGAAGCUUUCUCGGGCCUAUCUGCAGCACAGCGUAACGCGUGCUUGCAUUUCUUAGAAAAUGGCGAGAGACCUAAACGCCGUGCACUUAAUGUUCAAGCCCGCUCCUCGAAGGAGUCGGAAUUCCGGUUCACUGGUCUCACGGAGGAUCAAGCCUUGAUCAUGACUAGCCAUGUGGCCGAUGAGAUUCCCGACAGCGUCCGCUACUACAUGCGACUGCCGUCUCCUCCAGGGACUUUCAAUCCCCUUGAUUUCCGCUUUGGUAUUCUCCAAUCUAAAACCACUCUGCGACACCCUCAGACCUGGGAGGCAGCCUGGUCUCCUCCCGACGCGUUCAUCAAGCAUGCCCGCAGGACGUGGCGCCGCAAGCAACAUACUUUGCCGGUACAGGAUAUGACUGAAUUCGAAUGGUGGUCGAUAUAG
Molecule: messenger RNA, 2184 nt
Organism: Penicillium roqueforti
Lineage: Eukaryota; Fungi; Ascomycota; Eurotiomycetes; Eurotiales; Aspergillaceae
Product: putative ABC transporter
Exons: 2
Coding region: 1-2184 (727 amino acids)
Cellular component (GO): mitochondrion
Molecular function (GO): ATP binding; ATP hydrolysis activity
Source: RefSeq, a predicted model, not a curated record